Messenger RNA from Syngnathus acus (greater pipefish), 3078 nucleotides. RefSeq lists its product as uncharacterized. The record is from RefSeq and is a predicted model, not a curated record. The transcript is spliced from 4 exons. Bases 1259 to 2629 code for a protein of 456 amino acids. Gene Ontology annotation, molecular function: protein binding. Lineage: Eukaryota; Metazoa; Chordata; Actinopteri; Syngnathiformes; Syngnathidae.
CAGAGCGCUGGGCUUUUCGUGCAAUGCUCAAAAGCAGAAAGUCCAAAUUCAGAAAAAGCAACGUUCAAAGUUCCUUGGUUAUCUUAUAUUCAGUUGCACAGGCCGGGGGGUCGAGUUUGAUGAGUGAUGAUUCCAUCUGGUGGGGGCAAGUUCGAUAAGAGCUGAUUCCAUGGGAGUGGGUGCUGAUGGUGGGGGCUGAUUCCAUGGGGGGUUGGUGCGGUGAGGGGCGAUUCGGUGUGUGCGUGGGGGGGAUUGAAUUGGUGGGUGCUGUUGUUUUUCCAUCCACCUGCUUCCAGUCUUUCGGCCAUAGCGAUCACCCAUUGGCCGGGUUCUUGGCUGUUCAUCUCCUGCCGCUCCCUCUGGCACCUCUGCUGGUUUUAUCUCCAAGUAUACUUCCUGUAAACAUUUUCCCUCCAUUCUCGCACAACCGAUCUUCUGCAUACAUCCACUCCACCAUUCAUCAUCCUGCCAAUCUGUCAUUUUGUACGGAAUUACGUGAACUUUUGGGUGUGACAUAAACUGUUAGCGGGACGAGUACGUGUGAUCAUGCUGCAUUUAACAAUGUCAUUAAUAAUCCGUCUGUCCGUACUGCUUGUCCCCACGUGGGUCGCGGGCGUACUGGAGUUUAUUUUAGCUGUCAUCGGGCAGCAGGCGGGACACCCUGAACUGGUUGCCAGACAAUCGCAGGGCACACAGAAGGAUGUUAAGGGACGUCAUUUUGCCAGUAAUAAGCUAUACCAUUUCCUACACACCACACAUGUCAAUUCAUUAAUCAGAAACCUAAAUUUGCUAUGCUGGAAAACGAAAUCAAAUAUUCUUAAUGUACUCUUCAUGAUAUAUCUCUGUAAUAAGCGUGUUUGCCUCGUUGUCUGUUAACCCCUGAGAAGUUCUGAAUUUGGGGGGGGCGCUAAUGCAGUCAUUUCAUUAUUCUUUCCGCCACUUUUCCCAUCGAAGAAGUCGUAAAGCUGCUCCGCGAUUGGCUGACAACCCAUUCGUCACCGGGAGUGACGCAUGUCAUCCACUCGCUGGGAGAAAAUGAAGACAAAAUCCAACGCUACGUUGGUUUCCAGCACAAAGUCCGACAGCUAAAAUUAAAACUGGACAACGACGGCGAUGACGUUUGAGUGGCGCUAGCCGACGACAGCGCCCGCCGAGGCCUCCUCCCUCCGUGGGGCGUAAUCUGACAAAUGUCGCCAUCGCGCCUGGGUUUGUAGCCGCUUGACCGCCUGCCAGUCUCCCUGCCCGCCCGCUGCCUGUGAUGUCUGUCCUCCCGCCUCUGCCACCGGAGCUGUGGGUAUCGGUGCUGAGCUUCCUGGGCCCCACCGACAUGCAGGCGGUGCGCUGCUCGUGCCGAGCCCUGCGCCUGCUGGCCGACCACCCUUACCUCUGGCGAGGCCAGACGGUGGUGCUAUCCGACCUGCGCCGCUACACUUUCGGCUUCUGGGACACGCUACGCCGGCGCAAGCUGACCCGCGUGGCCGUGCGCCACCUGCGCCGCAAGGAGUGGCGGCGCCUGGUAAAGUUCCUGCCGUCGCUCAGCGCCGUCGCCUUCGUCAACGGCGGCCGCGUCUACAAGCAAAAGUACCUGGACCACCUGCUGCAGUUCUCUGACGUGCGGGAGCUGGCCGUGCGAGACGCCGCCUGGUCCGAGCCCAUGCUGGGCCCCGCCCUCAGCGCGCACCUGAGCGCCCAGCUCACCCACCUGAGCGUGUGCAACGUUCGCCUGCGCUCCGCCGCCGACUUCGUCCACGCCUUGGCCGGCCUCAGCAACCUGCGCUACCUGCUCUUCCACCAGCAGGGGGAGGGCUGCGGGCUGGACCGGGUGCGCCCUGUGCCCCGGGACGACUUCCACCACAUGAUGACCUGCCUGCCCAAGCUCACGCACCUCUCGUGGGGCAUGAGGGGCGAGCCCCAGGAGCCCCUGCCCGACAACUACCUGAGUCCGCCGGACCCGUGGCGCCCGGGCUUCCCGGGCGGGGGUCCAGCCCUGAGCAGUCUGGAACUGGUGGACUACCCCGAGACCAUCUUGCCCUACAAUGCGCUUAGGAGUCUGACCUCCCUUCGCUCGCUCACCGUGCAUUACCGCUACAUCCGUGAUGGACUGGACUGUCGCCUGGCGUCCUGGCUGGCGCCCCUCAAGCACUUGGAGACCCUCAGCAUAGUGGGCGGGAACUCCCUGUCGCUGUACACCAACACCAUCCCGGCCAGCGUCACACGGCUAACACUGCGUGUGGCCAUCACUCUGAAGGAUUUGGACUCCAUUGCGCCCAAAGUUUUGGCCCUGGAGCACCUGGACAUCGAGCAGAACCGCUCCAGCGGAAGCCUGUGCCGGCGCAUCCCCAUGUUGUUCCCUCAACUACGGACGCUGCGCAUACGGUUCUUUCGUCGCGAGCCCGAGAAGGACCUCCUAAGCCUGCAACGUCUUCGGCACCUGGAGCGUCUGGAGCUCUUGGUGGAGCGCUCCUUCAUCCUGAGGGACUACCUGAACGGGCACCCGUGGCCGAGCCCCUGCGUCCAGGAGCUCAUCGACCAACUGGUGCAGCUGUCGGCCAACCGGAUCACAGUGGUGACCGCCAUGCGCCGCCGUAACCCGCUCAGAGAGUGUAACUGUGUCUGGGAGGGAGACUGAUGGAAGCCUGGAACUUGGACAACCUUGUGAAGCGCUUACAAGAACUAUGUGGUUGAGCGUUAAUGACCUGAACCUGAGCUCGCCCAAAGACAAACAGACUACCUAGACCUUGAGCCACGAUAGAUCCAGGAAGUACAAGACUAGACCUGACUGAACAGGACGAGGCAAAGCAAGACUGGACAAUACAAGAAAAAGGGCAGCACAAGACGAAUAAUAAGACGGGCUUGGACUAGACCACACAGCGUUAUUGUUAGCCAAAGCAAGACAGGACAGGACAACGAAGGAUGUGUGAAGACAAAAAUGGAUUGGACAGCACAAGACAAGACACUGUAAGACGAAAUAGGGAUGGACAAAGCCUGACAGGACAGGAUAAGGCAAGGUGUAGGACUGGGCAAUGCCAGACCAGUCAAGAAAAGACUUGCUCCCAAACAAGACAGGAAAGGAACAAU